Rhododendron vialii is the source of this 1072-nucleotide messenger RNA. Its product is annotated as copper transporter 5.1-like. Gene Ontology annotation, cellular component: plasma membrane. The transcript has a single exon. Gene Ontology annotation, molecular function: copper ion transmembrane transporter activity. Bases 328 to 777 code for a protein of 149 amino acids. Lineage: Eukaryota; Viridiplantae; Streptophyta; Magnoliopsida; Ericales; Ericaceae. Gene Ontology annotation, biological process: copper ion transmembrane transport; intracellular copper ion homeostasis. The record is from RefSeq and is a predicted model, not a curated record.
UACUACGUUUUCCAAAAGCGCUGAAUGGGAGUACUACCCAAAACGUACCUCCCGGUUCCCAUUCUCUUGUACUGCAAACAUUUUCACAGUACUACAGCAGUACUCAUAUACGAGCAUGUGCCACGUCUGUAAUUACUCGUUUUACCGAGGGUAUUUUGCUGAGGGAAUUGAUAUGGUAUCGACAGGGACAAGAAAAAAGUCAGCUGAGAAGCCGGCACUGGCGGAGUAACUUGUAAGAAAUCUCUCUCUCAUCACUCUCUCUCUCUCCCCAAUCCUCUUUCCAUCUCUCCCACCCCAUUUCCUCCCCGGAAACCAAUCCGACCAAAAAUGAUGCACAUGACCUUCUACUGGGGCCGGGACGUGACCCUGCUGUUCGACUCAUGGAAGACCAAAACGUGGGCGGAAUACUGCCUCACCCUCUUGACCUGCUUCCUCUUCUCCGCCUUCUACCAGUACCUCGAAGACCGCCGCCUCCGCCUCAAACAACCACAACUUUCCUCCUCCUCCUCCUCCUCCUCAACCGCGCCCACGACCACAACGCCUCUCCUCGAUUCCAAGCUCGGCGGCAGCGGAGGCGCGAGGAGUCUCGUUAGGCUUUUGGGGGCCGCGAUGUUCGGAGUCAACGCCGCGAUCGGGUACAUGCUGAUGCUCGCUGUCAUGUCGUUCAACGGCGGCGUGUUUGUCGCUAUUGUGGUGGGGCUGUCCGUUGGGUACUUGGUGUUCAGGAGCCAUGAUCAGGACGUGGUCGUUGUUGACAAUCCUUGUGCCUGUGCUUGAAAGGGGAAAUCGAAAUUGAAGUUCGAAGCAUUUCCGAUUUGGAUCUGGGCUUCUCCUUUGAUUGUUAAUAAUCGUGUUUCUUGUUUUUACUUUCGUUUCUGGGGUUUGACGAUUGGAUCUAAGGAUCCGAUUUUCUUCCAUACUUGGUGGACCUUCUGCGAUUGGUUCCGUUUAUGAUUGUUACUUAUAUGUAAGCAUACACAUAGCUCUUCGAUCUGUAAUUUGUAUGUUGAAAUGUUGGUCGUGCUUUGAAUCCUCAAUACAGCGGUGACUGUGGUGAAUGGUUUUCGUUGUU